Molecule: messenger RNA, 900 nt
Organism: Rotaria socialis
Lineage: Eukaryota; Metazoa; Rotifera; Eurotatoria; Philodinida; Philodinidae
Source: the annotation of a GenBank genome assembly
AUGGUAUCCAGUCUACUUGCUCGCUCUAUCAUUGUAACAAUCGGUACACUUUAUCCUGGAUAUCGAUCAUAUAAAUCGCUCAUUACUUCAGAUUUACGUGAAGUGGUUCAUUGGCUUCGAUAUUGGAUUCUUUUUUCAAUAUUUAUUGCAUGUGAAACGGUAACCGAUGUCUUUCUAUCAUGGUUUCCAUUUUAUUAUUGGAUUAAAAUUGCUCUUGUACUUUGGAUGAGUUCUCCAGCGGGUACAACACUUUUAUAUAAACGUUUUGUACAACCGGUGCUUAAAGAACGUGAACAAGAAAUCGAUGAAUUACUCGAACAAACGAAACAAAAAGGCUAUUCAACAUUACUCGAUCUAACUAAUAAAGGUGUUCGUUAUGCAUCAAACAUAUUUUUAAAUACUGCUGUAUUAGGUCAAGCAUAUUUAGGGGAACAUUUAAAACGUUCCUUAAGUGCAAGUGAUAUAAAUAGUGGACAAGCAAAGAACUUUUUCAAUCCAUCUGAUCCAUUAUUAGAAGAAGACGAAGACGAGCAAGAAGUCCAGCCAAAAGUGAACAAACGUUCAAAAGAAAGUCAAAAUCAUUUAUCAAAAGGCACCAAUGGUGCUAAUCGACGACUACGCUCAAACCAACAAGCAAAAUCUAAUAAUUCAUUCGAUGAUCAAAUAGGUGAAUUCGAAAUGCCAACAAGUAGAACUCGUAAACAACAAAAAUCUACAGUGAACAAAACAAGUCCUACAAUUUAUUCUUCAAAUGAAAGUUCUCAUCUUGGAACGAUCUCAAAACGACAAAUGAUAAAAACGACAGUGACAACAGCUAGAGCUCCUAUUGUUAAAUCGAAAGCAAUCAUUGAACAAGAAACAAAUGAAAUAGAUGAUGAAAAUGUCCAAAGCACUCUAUAA